This is a messenger RNA of Paramisgurnus dabryanus, 888 nucleotides long. Its product is annotated as arrestin domain-containing protein 4-like. Gene Ontology annotation, biological process: protein transport. The record is from RefSeq and is a predicted model, not a curated record. Lineage: Eukaryota; Metazoa; Chordata; Actinopteri; Cypriniformes; Cobitidae. Gene Ontology annotation, molecular function: ubiquitin-like ligase-substrate adaptor activity. Gene Ontology annotation, cellular component: plasma membrane; cytoplasm.
AUGAACUUCUACAAAGUCAUGAGUCCAGAGCAUUCGGAGGAGUACAUUUACAAUGGACACAAUCAUCAGUACACACCAUUUACCUGUCAUUUCACCCACACUCUACCCAAACAGAUUGUUUGCUACAGGGGUCCAAACAAACAUUGGAGCAGUGAUGUUUGUUUUUACCAUUCUCAAUCCCUAAUGUGUGGUAACCAGGGACGUCCCUUAGUUUCCUCUUUCAUUGGAAAACAUGGCUGUGUUUAUUACAUGGUGCAGGCAGUUCUCAAGUUGCCCCUUCAUAAGAAUCGGUGUGUUUCCUGACGACUUUUUAUCAUCAGUCACACUGAUGUCAAUAUUCCAGCACUAAUAUCUCCAGUGUCACAAACCUGUGAGAAGAUGAUUGGACGCUGGAUAUUUACUUCAGGUUCCAUCUCUCUGACUGUCAGCAUAGACCGCAAGGGUUAUUGCAAUGAAUCAAUCACAAUUUUUGCUGAGAUUAAGAACUGCUCCUCUCGUCUAGUUGUACCAAAAGCAGUGAUGUAUCAGAUUCAGACCUAUAUGGCCAAUGGUAAAAGUAAAAUCUUCAAACACAAGGUUGCCAGCGCCAGAGGAAAUAUUGUCCCAUCUCACUUCUCUGACAGGUGGAAUGGAAAUAUGUUCACGAUUCCUCCUGUUUGUCCCUCCAUUCUGAAUUCAGACAUUCUGAAGGUGGAAUAUCUUCUUGCAAUGAGUAUUCAGAUACCUGGUACCGAAAAUCUGAAAGUGAAGUUUCCAAUAGUAAUUGGUACCAUUCCUUACAGAGGUCCUGCCAGUGGCUGAUUUAGCAUAAGUAGCCAAUCCAGUGUGGAUAUGAGCUUCCUAACCCCUCCCCUCCUUGAUGAAGGUAUGGUAGCUAAACUAUGGUGA